GUUUAUCUCAAACGGUUUACGCAUUUUCGCUUUAAAGCUUGACUUUGUGUUGUACUUGGCCUCAUUUCACUUCAUUCAAACUCAUGUUUCAAGUCAUCUGCCUUGUUGUACUUCAUAUUUGUUGAGCACUUGCCGGUACUCCGAGUAUCCCGCAGCAACUUACUCCGCCGCUCAUAAUAGCUGCACGCCACGGCCGCCAUUCAAUAAAACAACAACUUCUUCCCGUCUAUAGCUUUGAAAUAGCAGACCAAAAUAUAUAAAUUUUCAUCAUGUCAACACCAAACAACAUCAACGCCCAAACCAACCUCAUCUCCCCGCCACCAGCCGUCCUACAUACCCUCAUCUCCUUCCCUGCACCACACAUCCUCCUCGCGACCCUCAACCGCCCCGAAAAACUCAACGCCAUCCCGCGCCCGCAGCACUUUGCCCUCGAGCGCCUCUGGGAAUGGUUCGACGACGAACCAGGCCUGCGUGUGGCCGUCAUCAUGGGGUCCGGACGCGCGUUUUGUGCCGGGGCCGAUUUGAAGGAAUGGGAUGGGAUUAAUGAUGACACAGGCGACCAAGAUCAACAACGGGUCGCAAUGGUAGAAAUGAAGGAAGGAUGUGGAGGAAUUUCGAACUCGAGAAUGCCCCGCGGAGGUUUCGGCGGUAUGAGUAACCGCCCCGGCAAAAAACCCAUCCUAGCAGCCGUCGAUGGCAUCUGUUUUGGUGGCGGCAUGGAAAUGGCCAUUAACUGCGACAUGGUUAUCGCCUCUUCGUCGUCUACUUUUGGAUUGCCCGAGGUGACCAUCGGCGUCAUCGCAUUAGCAGGUGCCUUGCCGCGUCUCGUCAAGUCCGUGGGAAGGCAGAGGGCGGCUGAGAUGGCGUUAGGGGGCAAAGCGUAUACGGCGGAGGAGAUGAGGGGUUGGGGGUUGGUGAAUGAGGUAGUUCAGGUGGGGAAAAACGGGAAGAAAGAGGAGGAAGGGAAGGUUCUAGAUGCGGCGAUGAGAUGGGCGAAGAGGAUCGCGGGGAAUAGCCCUGAUGCGGUGAUUGUAAGUCGGGAGGGAUUGAAGUUGGGAUGGGAAGGCGUUGCGCCGGAUGUGGCAACAGAAAUUCUUACCAAGGGGUGGUACGGGAGAAUGGACAAGGGGGAGAAUAUGGUGGAGGGGGUUAAGAGCUUUGUGGAGAGGAGGAAGCCAGUUUGGAGGGAUAGUAAGUUGUGACAGGCCUUUGUACCAAUAAAGUCGCAGUACGAAUCUAGCCGGAAAUAACGACGCGCUUAGUUUGAUAGGACUUCGUUGAAGUAGUGGGAAGCACGGGCGCAAGCUGUCCACUGCUGGAACUUGGAAGCUUCCAAGGUUCCAAGAUAUAGCUAACUUGUAUAUCAGCAGGAGUUGGAUGAAUUUUAAAGCUUCCCUAUUAAAAGGCGGGGAUAGGCCAUAUAUCAGCAAAGUUUCCGUUUUCGUAGAAACGAGGGCGGUGCAGGG
This is a messenger RNA of Pseudomassariella vexata, 1466 nucleotides long. Its product is annotated as enoyl-hydratase. The record is from RefSeq and is a predicted model, not a curated record. NCBI's taxonomy places the organism in Eukaryota, Fungi, Ascomycota, Sordariomycetes, Amphisphaeriales, Pseudomassariaceae. Gene Ontology annotation, biological process: fatty acid beta-oxidation. Gene Ontology annotation, molecular function: enoyl-CoA hydratase activity. The transcript has a single exon. Gene Ontology annotation, cellular component: mitochondrion. Bases 270 to 1202 code for a protein of 310 amino acids.